AUGCGCCGCCUCUCGCCGCCGCGGGCGGUGGCGGUGGCGGAGUCCAUCGACGCCCUCCGCUUCUCCACCUCUGCCGCAGCGGCGGCCGUUCCAUCCCCUCCUGACCUGGACCCCCCUCGCCUCGACCCCUCCGACGUCCGAUCCCACAAUGCCGCCCUCAUCGCAUAUUCUUCCAGGGGCAGUGAGGCGCCGCGCCUCGCGCACCUCCUGGCCUCCUUCGGCGCCAUGGUAAAGUCCGGUGCGCCUCCCGAUCGCUGUACCUACAACACGCUCAUCAGCGCGCACUGCAAGCUCGCUCUCCUCGCCGACGCCAGGGCCGCUCUGGCUCGGAUGCACGAGGCGGGGUUCGCGCCGGACACCUUCACCUACAACUGCCUCAUGCUCGGCCUCUGCAGGGCCGGCCUCCUCACAGCUGCGUGCGGUUUGUUCGUGCAGAUGCCACGCCGUUGGGGUGCCUACUACGACAGACACUCCUACACUAUCCUGAUCCAGGGCCUGUGUGCCGUGGGGCGCAUUGACGAUGCCUGUAGGGUGUUUGCUAAAAUGUCGAGGGGCUGGUGCAAACCCGGCGUGCACACAUACACUGUGCUGCUCGAUGGGCUCUGCAAGGCUAGGCGUGUCGGGGACGCGGAGGCUUUGUUGGGUGAGAUGGUCGAUAAGGGUGUGGUGCCAAACGUCGUGACUUAUAAUGCCUUGAUUGGCGGACUUUGUCAAGAGGGGAGGUUCGAUGAUGUGACCAAGUUGUUGGAGAAAAUGGAGAUGCAGCAGCGUGCUCCAGAUUGCUGGACAUAUACCAUAGUUGUCCAUGGUCUGUGGAAGCAUGGAAAAGUGGAGCAUCGUGCCAAGGUGUUGUGUGAAGCCUUAGUGAAGGGCGUUGCUCUUGGAGUUGCCACUUACAAUGUGUUGAUUGAUGGGUAUUGUAAGGUUGGUGAUAUGAAGGCUGCUCUUGAUGUUUUGCAGUUGAUGAAGAAGAAUGGGGUCAACCCAAAUGUCCAAAUUUUUAAUGUGGUGAUCCAUGGAUUCUGUUGCGGUGGUAAAGUGCAUCAAGCGAUGGCCUUCUUGACACAAAUGGUUGGGGCUGGGUUGUCGCCGGAUACUGUUACAUUCAACUCGCUGAUAUCUGGUCAGUGUAGCGUGGGUGAAAUGAAUAUUGCUUUCCGGUUGCUUGAUUUGAUGGAGGAUUAUGGCGUUCUUCCAGAUCGACAAACUUAUGCCAUCUUUAUAGAUGCUCAUUGUGAGCAAGGUCGACUGGAGGAGGCUCAUUCUCUCUUUUCUUGUCUUCCUCAGAAAGGUAUUAAGGCACACAGCGUCAUAUAUAAUUCACUGAUUCAUGGAUAUUGCCAAGUAGGUGAUAUUGAUUCUGCUUUUGGGCUGAUGGAGAAGAUGGCUUCAGAGGACUGUAUAUCUGAUGUUCACACCUACAACGCCCUUAUUGAUGGUCUGUGCAAAGUGAAAAGAUUGGAUAGGGCUAUAGAUUUACUAGACAAGAUGAAGAAGCAGGGGAUAGAACCAACAACUUGUACAUUUAACAUUCUGAUCAAGCAAAUGCUUUGGGACAAGAAGCAUGCAGAUGCUGCCAAGAUGUAUGAGCAAAUGAUAUCUUCUGGUUGCAAACCUGACAAACAGACAUAUACACUGAAAAUCAGUACAGACUGGUUUGAGGGUGCAAGGAAGGAAGAAAAUAUAGACGUGGCUAUUGUUGAAAUGCAUGAAGCAGGUGUUUCUCCAGAUGUGGAAACAUAUAACGCUAUCAUAAAGGCGUAUAGUGAUGCUGGCCUGAUGGAGAAAGCCUUCUUUGCACAUGUGAAGAUGCUUUCUGUCCCUAUUGAUCCAAAUUGUACAACAUAUUCGAUAUUGCUUAAUCAUAUGUGUAACAAGGAUGAUAGUGAUGCAUUUGAUAAUGAAAAAGUAUGGAAGAUGGUAGAUGUGAGAAAUCUGCAGGAGCUUUUUGAACAGAUGUGUAAAUCUGAUGCUGCUCCUGGCAUUAGCACAUACAAGGCACUGCUGAGGGGAUUGUGUAAUCAGUGUCGACUGGAGGAGGUGGAAUGGCUGUUGCUAAAAAUGCAGGGAAACAGCGUUCUGUUGGAUGAAGACAUGUCUGAUUAUCUACUUGGUUGCUAUUGUAACUUAAAGAUGUACAGGGAAGCAUGCGAGCAAUUUAGAUCGAUGGCCCAUCAGAGCUUUCAGCCAGGGCUAAAGUCAUGCUGCCUUCUCCUUUCUGGCCUUUGUGAUAGUGGAGAUCAUGGGAUGGCUGUAUCAAUUUUCAGUGAUAUACUUGGCUUAGGGUACAACUAUGAUGAGGUUGUCUGGAAACUUUUAAUUGAUUGCCUACAUGAGAAGGGGCAUACUGGGGCAUGUUUAGGGAUGCUUUCAGUGAUGGAUGAUAAAAAGUGUGUUGCUAGCACUAGGACAUAUGCAUCUUUAGUUCAUUUGUUGCUGGAAACUGAAUGA
Triticum turgidum subsp. durum (durum wheat) is the source of this 2451-nucleotide messenger RNA. NCBI's taxonomy places the organism in Eukaryota, Viridiplantae, Streptophyta, Magnoliopsida, Poales, Poaceae. The record is from the annotation of a GenBank genome assembly.